AUGGAGCUCACCAUGGAGAACCUUCACAGCGUCUCCUUGCACUCCCAGGUGGGAGACCUUAUGGGCUCUCCGCACGCACGGCCGUCGCCGUCUCCCAGCUCCGCUCCCCGGAAUCUGGUCUCGCAUACUCCCGGCUCGCGGUCAGCCAUGGUCUCCGGCAUGGCCUCACUCAUGGAGGGCUCCGGCGGGGACUACCGGACAGAUCCGUCUGCGCUGUCCGGACACCUGCACCCGUCCAUCAGCAUGUGCGAGACCGGGAUGAGCCUUAGUAACACGUAUACCACACUGACCCCUCUGCAGCAUCUACCUCCAAUAUCCACCGUCUCGGAUAAGUUUCAUCACCCGCACUCCCACCAUCAUGCUGCCGCCCAUCAACGACUCUCCGCGGGGAACGUCAGCGGCAGCUUCACGCUGAUGCGGGAUGACCACCGGGGGCUCGCCUCCAUGGGCAAUCUGUACAGUCACUACCCCAAAGAGAUGUCCGUGUCCGGUAUGGGUCACAGCUCGCUCUCCCCGCUGUCCAGCGGGCUGGGUUCUUUGCACAACUCCCAGCAACCGCUGUCAGCCUACGGUCCGAGCGCACACCUCUCCACCGACGGCAAGAUGCUCUCUCAGGUGUCAGGGUUUGAGUCCCACGCCUCCAUGCUGUCCCGAAGUGACCAAGAGCACCUAGCUAGGAGUUUAGGGGGCCACGGCCACGGUAUGAUCUCCAACCUCAACAGCAUGCACCACCACCCACACAGUCACCUCCACUCACAGGCGAACGGCGCGGUGAUGCUGGGGGACCGAGAGAGGCACGGCCACGGAGCCGGGCAGGCAGGAUCAGGCAUGCAGGGGGAAGAAAUCAACACAAAGGAGGUUGCACAGCGGAUAACGGCCGAGUUAAAGAGGUACUCCAUCCCUCAGGCCAUAUUCGCCCAGAGGAUCUUGAGUCGGUCGCAGGGAACCCUCUCAGACCUGCUACGGAACCCGAAACCCUGGAGUAAGCUCAAGUCCGGCCGGGAGACCUUCAGGAGGAUGUGGAAGUGGCUACAGGAGCCUGAGUUUCAACGGAUGUCUGCACUCCGGCUGGCCGCAUGUAAACGUAAGGAGGAGGACCGAGGACGAGAGCGCAACCAGUUGCCAAAGAAGCAGCGACUGGUCUUCACCGACCUGCAGCGUCGCACCUUGGUAGCCAUCUUCAGAGAGAACCGCCGCCCCUCCAAGGAGAUGCAGAUCACCAUCUCCCAGCAGCUGGGCCUGGAGCUUUCCACCGUCUCCAACUUCUUUAUGAACGCACGCCGCCGCUGUACGGACCGGUGGGACACGGAGGAGCUCAGUCAUGGGGUGCACGGCCACGGCCACGUGCACACUCCUCAUGGAAACAGCAACAACAACAACAGCAACAACAACUCAACGAUCUAA
Molecule: messenger RNA, 1404 nt
Organism: Cyclopterus lumpus (lumpfish)
Lineage: Eukaryota; Metazoa; Chordata; Actinopteri; Perciformes; Cyclopteridae
Gene: onecut3b
Product: one cut homeobox 3b
Exons: 2
Coding region: 1-1404 (467 amino acids)
Biological process (GO): regulation of transcription by RNA polymerase II
Cellular component (GO): nucleus
Molecular function (GO): DNA-binding transcription factor activity, RNA polymerase II-specific; RNA polymerase II cis-regulatory region sequence-specific DNA binding
Source: RefSeq, a predicted model, not a curated record